This is a messenger RNA of Trametes versicolor FP-101664 SS1, 798 nucleotides long. RefSeq lists its product as uncharacterized. The coding region runs from base 1 to 798 and encodes 265 amino acids. The record is from RefSeq and is a predicted model, not a curated record. The transcript is spliced from 2 exons. Lineage: Eukaryota; Fungi; Basidiomycota; Agaricomycetes; Polyporales; Polyporaceae.
AUGGGUCGCGAGGAUCACGUUUCUCCGUUCCCGGAAAACUGCAUUGCCAAUGCGCGCGAGGUGCGAGGCUGGACGCGUGAAGAGGGCGAAUGCUGCACCGCCGAGGCGUUCCGUCUCGACCUCAACAGUAGCCCUGGCUCUGCCUGGAACAAAUCCGCCAUCACUGUCUUCGUCGACGACUUUAUCGAAGUAGGGGCCUAUGCCUGUACGGACCGCGCUCAAAUUCGGCGGAUGAUGAAUAGGCAUUUCCGGACCCUGAAGCGUCGUUACAAGGCAGCAAUGGCUGAUAUCGAGGCGGCUUCGCGAGGUGCUACCGUGGAUAGGUCUCAAGGCAAGACGGACGCGGCGAAGAGGCAACGUCGGUACAACAAGCAUCAAAAGCGCCUUCGUAUCGCUCUAUGGUACCCCGAGACCCGUAAACACGGUCCGCUGGUUCACGCCCUCGGUCCUGACGGCAUGAGCUCCGACGAGGAGGAAUAUAGCGGUACAAUCUUACUGCACUACCGCAUCUCAAGCUGCCCGUGGAGAGAAACCCGCGUGACGUCUAUCAUGCGCCUGCUCGACGCUCUCGAGCGCAGGUACCGGAGCGAUCUCGGCCAAGGAGACUUGCGCGGUGCCAAGACUCGCCUGCGGUGCUUGUCCGAGAAAGUGUCAAAGCGGACGCGUGGAGUUCCCGGUUUACCGCGUGAUGCGUACGAUGCAGCGUGGCUAGAGGGCCUUCGCCCGUUGGAGCGGCGUGACCUUGAAGUCAAAGAAGGUGUCUAUGACUUCUCUGUGCCGGCCAACAUCCAGAUGUGA